Messenger RNA from Echinostoma caproni, 621 nucleotides. The record is from the annotation of a GenBank genome assembly. Lineage: Eukaryota; Metazoa; Platyhelminthes; Trematoda; Plagiorchiida; Echinostomatidae.
AGUUUGCCUUUUGCAGAAAUUAAAUAUCAAGGUCACCUGCCGGCUUCGCUUCGAGCACAACUUCGCAAUCGAAUAAAACCGAACCCUGUUCCGUCACCAUCGUCUGUUGGUGGUACUUCCCGCGGCAGUGACUCGAAACCAUUGACUGAUCUCAUCGCAGAUCACGACUUUGCCGGUGCUCUGAAAGUUGUUUCGAAACAGGUCUCUCACGUAGUUCGUCGACUUCCUGGUUUCCAAGCUGUCAACAUGGAAGUACCGUAUUCGGUUACCGCGCAACUGUUUGCUGGAUUCAAUUGUAUUGACGCUGACUCAAGUCUGUUCAUCAGCGGGCAGGCAGUAGUUUGGACCAUUGAGGUAUUGGCCUGUCUCACCUUAGCCUCCUACACGGAAGACACAUAUGGAUCAGCACAGCGAUCUUUGGGGCGAAUUCUCCUGCUGUUUGUGGAUAGCUUAGAGCUUGCCAUGGCGCAUGUACGCGACUUUGAACUGGNGAACUGGGCUGUCACGAAUACCUUGAGUCAAUUUGGAGAACAUUUGAGCUCUAUUCAAAUGAACCAAAAGGCCAAGGAAAAACUGUCACAUAUCUAUUCCAAUCAAAUAUCCGCAGAUGUGCCGUACUAA